AUGUCGUCGCUCUUUGGUAACCUGAAUAACAACACCAAAUCCGACUAUGGCGGGCUGUUUGGAGAUCCGAAGCCUGCGGCGGGUGGCGGCAGUGGUGGUGGUGGGUUGUUUGGUGGGCUAGGUCUGGGUGGUGUAAGUACGACGGGAGGUACGACGGGUAAUGCUGGGGGAGGAGGGCUGUUUGGAGGUUUGGCUGGCAGCACGCAACCGACGGGUAAUGCUGGGGGAAGAGGGAUGUUUGGAGGUCUGGGUGGCAGCAUACAGCCGACGAGUAAUGCUGGGGGAGGAGGGCUAUUCGGAGGUCUUGUAGGAGCAACAGGAGGAACUACACAACCAACAGGAGGAAGCGUGUUUGGAGGAUUGGGCACAAGCACGCAGCAGAAUAAUGCCAGCAACAUGUUUAGCUCAGGCCUAGGAGCGACAUCACAGUCUCAAGGAGCUGCUGGCCUUGCUGGUUCUACAGCAGGUCCCCAACAAUCGCAGCAGAAUGGUCAGAACAACGCCUAUUUCGAUGCUAUACUGGAGCGCAGCCGCAAGAGAGCACACGCCGAAGCUAUCUCGGAGGAUCUCCCGCAACUCCAACUCGGUCUGGGGGAUAUCCGCCAGCGUAUCAAGCGGUUAGGUGCUGAGAAUGCCGAUCUCGCGGAUGGCAGAGCUCACUACCUGCUCGCAGCUUCAGGCGUUGACCCAGGGGCCACAGUCCGCGACUUCAACCUCUUCACCGUAGCGAACACGAAGACCGAGCGGCCUACCGUACCCGACUUCGAGGAUGAUACCGAUGUGGAGUCGUAUCUGGCGAACUUGCAGACGCAGACGACGUUGAACAUGAUUUCAGAUGGCAUCUCACGGUCGAUCCGCGAUUUCGAUGCGUACCUGGAUGAAAAUGUGACGGUGGAGUGGGAAUCGCAGCAGAAGAGGAUAUACCAGCAUUUUGGGAUCAAGCCGAAGGAGAAUGCCGGUUACGGAGGACGAGGAAGCUUCAUGGCAGCCCCCGCUAGCCCGCCUGGAGGAUUCGGAAGAUCGAGACGAAGCAAAGCCGCGGGUCUCGCUGCAUCCCGGGCUGAUAAUGGUGGUGGAAGCACAUUUGGACGCUCGAGCAUGCAGAAGUCGGUUAUUGGAAAUGCUGGUCCCGUUGGUACUGGCCACCAGCCUCUGUUUGCGGAUGUGGAAAAGCAGAUGGAGGCAAAUGGUGUCAACAUGUCUGGCCCUCACGAUCGCUUUCAGCGAGACAAACAGAACAAAUUCGCUGAGAAGGUGCAACUUUUGAAUCUCGCCAGACUCAACAAAUACCCGUUCGCAAUUUCGAAGGAGUUUGGAGAUGUUGUAAGGAUGGCUGGUGACCAGCAUGGACCUGAUUUGGUGAAGGCAUACAGAGCUCUGAGCGCUAUUGUGGGAGAAGAUGCGGAUGCUAAGGGAUUUUCAGAGAAUAGGACGGCGAGGGAGAGACAGUACGCCUCGGCCUACCUUAGCGAUACUUCUGAUGCAGCUACUGUCAACUUCCGCCGAAGAAUACUCCAAGGGGGUGCUCGAUGUUUGGAAAGAUUAGCGUUCGAAAAGAUGGAAGAACAAGUUGCCAAAAACCCACGAGAUGCCAAUCUUGGCGGCAUUCCAAACACCAUCAACAAGAUUAAAGCUUAUGUUCGUUUACAAGCUAUCAAGAAGAACCUUGCUGGCGACAAUGCCGACUUACAAAUACUUGGCGAGGACUAUGUCUGGGCUCUUCUCUUCUUUCUGUUGAGAUCGGGUCACGUUGCCGAGGCGGAUGAAUAUGUUAGAACCAACUCCAUUGCAUUCAGAGCCAUCGACCGCAACUUUGCUGCUUAUAUGCACGCUUAUGCGACGAAUGAAGAUAGGAGACUCGGUGAUGAUCUCCAGGUUCGAAUCAACGCCGAAUUCAACCAGCGCCUUCGAAUUGCGCCCGAGAACUCUAUCGAUCCGUACAGGAUGGCUUGUUACAAGAUUAUUGGUCGUUGUGAUCUCAGACACCGAGCUUUGGACGGACUUAAGCAAGAUAUUGAAGACUUCGCCUGGAUUCAGCUGGUUCUAGCACGUGAGAUCAGCCGCUCCGACUCCAUGUCGAGUGACGUCUACGACCUCAACGCUGCCCAGGAUACCAUACGAGAGAUUGGGAACCGGUUCUUCUCCAAGGCCGGUGGUGCUGAGAUUGGGAGCUCCUUUGGAGCCUUCGUCUUCCUGCAAGUCUCGCUUGGCAUGUUUGAGGAAGCCGUUCAUUACCUGUAUACUCAUUCCUACGUGGAUGGUGUGCACCUUGCCAUUGCCCUGGACUUCUACGGCCUCCUCAGAGUAUCAGACCCCAGUACCGCGGGCGAGGAUCUCUUGAGCAGGACCACCAGAAAUCAACCCCAGAUCAACUUUGGUAGAGCAGUUGGUCUUUACACACGCGACUUCAGAGCUGCCAAUGUCUCGGCCGCUGUUGACUACCUUGUUCUUAUCUGCCUCAACCAAGACUUACCUGGUCAAGCAGGAGCUCAUCAAGUCAUGAUCUGCCAUGAGGGACUGCGUGAACUCGCUCUCGAGAGUAGAGAGUUUGCACUUCUUCUAGGAGACAUGCGUUCUGAUGGACAACGCAUUAAUGGUCUCAUCGAGGACCGUGUUGGCUUGAUAGGUCUGGAGGAGGCCGGUGACUUCAUGCGAACAAUCACGAUGCAGGCGGCAAGCGUUGCCGACGAUAACGGGCGUACGACUGACGCUGUGCUGCUGUACCAUCUGGCAACAGAGUACGACAAUGUUAUUGUUACGAUCAACCGAGCUCUCAGCGAAGCUAUCUCCACCCCUCUUGGUCAGGAACCAUUGAAGUUGCAGACACUGAAGGCUCGCUCUGUCACGAAUGCUAGGAACAUGCAAGGCACCGAGUCUAAUCUUACCUCUAUCGAUGAUCCAUUCGUCCUGGCGGAGAAGAUGUCGGAUAUCUAUGGCCACCAAAUGUACAGGAUGAAGAUCAAGGCUGUCAACCAGCAGGCUUGCAGCUCUUUGCAGGUAAUGUACCAAGCCAAGGACAUGGUCGAGAAUGGGAGGUGGCCCGAGGCGCUUGAUCUUAUGAAGAGCCUCGCAAUCCUCCCUCUGGAAGCCAGAGGCGAUGCGACAACCAUCCGCAGCUGCGCCACCAAGUUCACCGCGCUCCCUCAACCCGUUGCUCAAAAUGUGCCCAAUCUGCUGAUGUGGUCGAUUAUGUGCUGCAACAACCAACGCUCUCUCCUGCUCAACAGCCAGUUUGGCGGUAAUGAGGGCACGAGACAGGCGAUGAUAGAUGAGCUGAAGCAGAUGAAUAUGGAUUUGACGACUUAUACGAGUCAAUUGAGGUAUAGAUUUCCGGCGCAUAUCCAUGAGGCUCUGGCGAGAGCGCAAUCGGACAUGUGA
This is a messenger RNA of Drepanopeziza brunnea f. sp. 'multigermtubi' MB_m1, 3378 nucleotides long. RefSeq lists its product as uncharacterized. Gene Ontology annotation, biological process: protein import into nucleus; poly(A)+ mRNA export from nucleus. Gene Ontology annotation, cellular component: nuclear pore. Lineage: Eukaryota; Fungi; Ascomycota; Leotiomycetes; Helotiales; Drepanopezizaceae. The record is from RefSeq and is a predicted model, not a curated record. Gene Ontology annotation, molecular function: structural constituent of nuclear pore.